This is a messenger RNA of Cryptomeria japonica (Japanese cedar), 2643 nucleotides long. Its product is annotated as disease resistance protein Roq1. Bases 176 to 1453 code for a protein of 425 amino acids. The record is from RefSeq and is a predicted model, not a curated record. Gene Ontology annotation, biological process: defense response. Lineage: Eukaryota; Viridiplantae; Streptophyta; Pinopsida; Cupressales; Cupressaceae. The transcript is spliced from 4 exons.
UUCCACAGCGUGCAUUGUUACUACCCAGAAGCCAGAUCAAUAGCUAUAAGCAGUUAAGUCGCAUAUGAAGACAACUAAAAAAAAAAAUCAAAAUCCGAUGUACUGUUUAGGAUCUGUGGAUGCACAAAAUUAACUAUAACGGCUACUGGUGCUCUUCCCCUAUCCUUUAAAAGGAAUGGACAGAAACCACGGGAGGCAACUCUUCUGCUGGCAUGCGUUUGACCAUCCCAUUCCAAGUGCUGGGUACGAGGCGUUAGUUGAGCAAUUCGUAGACGUGUGUGGAGGGUUACCUCUUUCUCUUCUGGUUCUGGGCCGGCUCGUUCAUGGUAGAGAUCACAGGUUUUGGGAGUUGAAAUUGAAUAAAGCUAGAGAGACGCUGCCACGAGAUGUAAAACAAAGAUUGAGAUUAAGUUUUGACGCAUUAGAGGAUGAGGAAAAACAAGUUUUCAUUGAUAUUGCUUGUUUCUAUUUGGGCAAACCGACGUGUAUGGCUGAAAGAAUAUGCGGGAGUUCAGGAUGGGAUGCUCAAAAUGCAUUGCAAACGCUAAAAGAUAAAUGUCUUCUAGAAGAAGAAGAAGCGAAAAUUUGGGAUGAAAUUGGGUAUGGGAGUAGCCAAUUGAAAAUUGUGUUGAGAAUGCAUGACCACCUGAGGGACUUGGGAAGAGAGAUGGCAGGUGAACUCAGCUCUCCUCGUCGCCUGUGGCAUCCUCGAGAUUUGGAAUCUUUGGAAUUGAUGGGUUUGCAAGCUAUCCUGGCCGAAACCAAUGUCAGGUGUUUCCAUUCCUUUUCCGACGAUGCCAUGGGAUGUGGAGUUACAUUCUUUUUAGGCCAAUCAGAUAGUUGUGUUGACACAUCAGCUUCCUUACUAUGGGUCGAGCUUGCCUACAAUUUCAACAUCCUUUCAUGGGUUGGUCGUCAAAUUUUGCAGCAUGAGAACGAUAUCACAGAACGACAUUUACAAAAUUUGCAGUAUUUGAAAAUCUGCGGUGGACGAUUCAAAACAUUGUGGGAGAAUCCCAGACAGUUUUUCCCUUAUCAGCAUCAGUUAUCAACAAGUUGGAGAGAUUUACAUGGAGUAUCGGGAAGUGCUGAUCCUCUCAAGCUUAGAGAGCUCAUUAUUAGGCAAUGCCCUGAGCUUGAAGAGGUGCCAAGCCUCGCCAGACUGAGCUGCAUGGAGAAGAUUGAGAUUGACUCUUGUGACAAGCUACAGAACAUUACGCUGCCAACAGCACUCAUCACUUUGUCUGUACAAAGGUGCACAUAUUUGCAAAGAGUAGUAGGGUCCAGUGAUCUUAUUAAACUUACAGAGCUGAUUAUUACUGGCUGUCCUGAGCUUGAGGAGGUGCCAAGUCUCUCCAGACUGAGCUGCAUGGAGAAGAUUCAUAUUGACUUUUGUGACAAGCUACAGAACAUUACGCUACCAACAACACUCAUCACUCUGUGCAAAGAGUAGCAGGGUCCAGUGAUCUUAUUAAACUUACAGAGCUGAUUAUUAGUUACUGUCCUGAGCUUGAAGAGGUGCCAAGCUUCUUCUCCAGACUGAGCUGCAUGGAGAAUAUUGAGAUUGACUCUUGUGACAAGCUACAGAACAUUACGCUGCCAACAGCACUCAUCACUUUGUCUGUACAAAGGUGCACAUAUUUGCAAACAGUAGUAGGGUCCAGUGAUCUUAUUAAACUUACAGAGCUGAUUAUUAUGAAAUGUCCUCAGCUUGAGGAGUUGCCAGUUCUUUCCGGAGUGAGUUGCAUGGAGAAGAUUGAGAUUGACUCUUGUGAGAAGCUACAGAACAUUAUGCUACCAACAAUGCUCAUCAGUCUGUCUAUAGGCUGCUGCAGAGAUUUGCAAAGAGUAGUAAUGUCCGGUGAUCUUACCAAACUUACAAAACUGAUUGUUACAGAGUGUCCUGAGCUUGAGGAGUUGCCAGUUCUUUCCGGAGUGAGCUGCAUGGAGAUUGUCUCUUGUGAGAAGCUACUGAACAUUACGUUGCCACAAGCACUCAUCAGUCUGUCUGUACACCGGUGCAGAGAUUUGCAAAGGGUAGUAGGGUACAGUGAUCUUACCAAACUUACAGAGCUGAUUAUUAGUGAUUGCCCUAAGCUUGAGGAGUUAGGAUGCAUUGAUUUUAUUAAACCUACAGAGCUUAUUAUUAGUGACUGUCCUGAGCUCGAGGAGUCGCCAAGUCUCUCCGGACUGAGCUGCAUGAAGACGAUUGAGAUUGACUGUUGUGAAAAGCUGGAGAAAAUAUCAGGCAUUGAAGAGUUGUAUCCAUUUGGCCAUUGCAGCAAUGCACUAAUACGAAACUGCAUUCAUGAAUUAAAGAGUGUGCCGUUCUGGGGAAUGGUUAUGAUUGGAAGAGUAGUGAAUGGAGCGGAGUCAAGUUUAAACGAAGAUCUGUUUCGCGAUGCUAAUAUUGAAAUUGGUACUCCCCAAACUUAUCCAGCUGUUAUUGGAUGCUAUGUGGUUGGUGUUGACAGCUCCACUUCGGCAGAGGAAAUAAAUGAAUCAUUUCAAUUCUCUCAUGGAAUCUGGCCUAGGGUGCGUGAAGGAGAAUGGAUGAUUACAAUGGUGAGAUACAAUAUUAAUUUUGAAAAUGUGGAACAUGUUUUAGGUAAUAAAGGAGUAAUAAAGAAGGGGUUUCGAGUA